Messenger RNA from Mizuhopecten yessoensis (Yesso scallop), 751 nucleotides. RefSeq lists its product as uncharacterized. Gene Ontology annotation, molecular function: protein binding. The record is from RefSeq and is a predicted model, not a curated record. Lineage: Eukaryota; Metazoa; Mollusca; Bivalvia; Pectinida; Pectinidae. The transcript has 4 exons. Bases 28 to 633 code for a protein of 201 amino acids.
CAUAUCUUCCGUGUUGGCAGUGAUACAAUGGCAAUGCAGGAACCUUCUGUCGUACUUCAAAACCAAUGCGAUGAAAGUUCAGAAAAUGACAAAAAUCAGUCUUGUGAUCACACCGAAUCAGUGCCAAUAUUGGAUAUUGAAGUAACGGACGAAACAUGUGUUGCUCCGAUUGAUCCAGGCUUCCUGCCAAACAAUGUGAUACUGGUAGUCGAAGAAAAAAAUCUUCAUGUAAACAAAGCCUUACUUGAAUCAGCUUCACCUGUUUUUGAAGCUUGGCUUAAGAAAGAGUGGCAACAAGACGAGUGCACUGACGACACAAAAAGGAAGCUGGAGUUCCAUGGGAAAACAUAUGAUGAGAUGGCCACAUUCCUAAAAUGUCUUCUGCCCUUUUUCCCUGACAAAGUUACAGAUGAAAAUCUGGAUACAAUACUACCUUUAGCAGAUGAGUAUCGGACAGAAAACUUGAUCACUGAAUGUGUUGAAGUCAUCCGACAACGCGUGGAGUCUGUCUCCGAGGCGGAUGUUUACAUACCGCCAUCUCGAAUUGUCACAUACCUACUCUGGAUCGACCAAUAUAAUAUCCACAUGGGUAAAGAAUGUGUUGUGAGGUUAGCUUCGUACCUGAAAACCUAAGAGCUAAAGGCAGUUGCAGACUACGAAAAUGUCAGCCUAAGACUUCAACUGGAUGUAUCUAAUGCCAGAGCCAAGCUACUUGAGAGUCUGUUUGUGUUCAGUGUAACAGAAGCUGAAA